Synchiropus splendidus (mandarinfish) is the source of this 1581-nucleotide messenger RNA. It is a transcript of the gene pomk, whose product is annotated as protein O-mannose kinase. NCBI's taxonomy places the organism in Eukaryota, Metazoa, Chordata, Actinopteri, Syngnathiformes, Callionymidae. Gene Ontology annotation, cellular component: endoplasmic reticulum membrane. Gene Ontology annotation, molecular function: ATP binding; protein kinase activity; carbohydrate kinase activity. The record is from RefSeq and is a predicted model, not a curated record. The transcript is spliced from 3 exons. The coding region runs from base 75 to 1115 and encodes 346 amino acids. Gene Ontology annotation, biological process: carbohydrate phosphorylation; protein O-linked glycosylation; protein phosphorylation.
AUUUCGGACGUUACAAUAUGUCUGUUAGCAGUCGGUAUGGUAUGUGACCGUGGACGUGCAGGUUGCAGAGGGUCAUGGGUCAGACCAGCAACAACUGCAUCAGCCACCAUAUUCUGGUGAUUGUGGUUUGCCUUGCUGCGUUACUGCUCUGCAACAUCAUCAUCUACCUGCAUCUGGACUCCAUGGUUCAGACUGGAAAGGAGCCAGUGACCACACAUGUGGGCUGCCCUCCUCAACACUUCAAGAUGACCACCAUGACAAACUGCAAUCCAUGGCUUCAGUGUGAGCAGAUAGCAGCUGACGUGCACAGGCUGAAGCUUAUCGGGCAGGGAGCGGUUAAAAAGGUUUAUCUGGCAGAGUGGAAGAGUCAGAAGGUGGCUGUGUCUGAACUUUCCUCAGGUGACUACUUGGAGGACUUUCUUCAUGGCGUGUCCAUGCUAAAACUUCUUCAGGGUGCUAGGGUGGUGCAGCUGGUGGGCUUCUGUCCUAAAGAUAACACUUUAGUCACCGAGUACCACCCUCAUGGCUCACUGCUGAACUUGGAUGUUGUUCUGUCACAAGAACAGCACCAGCACCUGAACACCUGGCAGAGCCGGCUGAUGCUUGCGAUGGACUACGUCUCCAUACUCCAUUACCUCCACAACAGCCCAGCUGGAUGUCGGGUCAUGUGCGACUCCAACAGCCUAGAAAAGACUCUCUCCCAGUUUCUGUUAACAAGUGACUUUCACCUGGUUGUGAACGAUCUGGACGCACUACCGGAGGUGGACAAAUCCAGGGGACUGUUUGUGAAAUGCGGCCAUAGGCAGCUGACAGGGGACUUUGUAGCGCCCGAGCAGCUGUGGCCGAUUCAAAGCGACAACAAACCAUUUUCUGAUGAGCUGAUGUUAGGAUAUGAUGAGAUGACGGAUGUAUGGAAAAUUCCAGAAGUAACACAGUUCCUAAUUGGUAGUGUACCCGGAGGAGAUUUAGUGCACUUUCAUCUUUUUCAGAUCCACCAUAAAUGCAAAGAGGUGGAUCCCAAACUUCGGCCAUCAGCCCUCGAGGUCCUGACAGUCUAUAAAAGUGUGUACUCAAGUAUGGUGCGUGAUAACACUGGCUACAGAGAAAUGUUGUAGGACAAUCCUCAUUUUAAUCACAGGGACACAAAAAAGAAUCAGCCUGGUACAUGAUGUACUUGUUUACACAGCAUUAGUUGGUCAACAUAUUGUUAUAUGAGCUCAAAAAUGUAAUAUUGCAAUAAGAGUCCCAUCACACAUUUAUACUGGUUAAAUGUAUUUAAGAGAUUCCUGUUUUUUUCCUUUAUAUGUAGAAAUUGUCGUUGAUAACAUAAAGAAUAUGAAUUGAAGAUGUUUUUGUCGAAGUAAAACAAGCUGCAAAACACGUAGUCACAACCCACCAAAACGUAAUUUGCAUUAAAAUACUCACGAGUAUUGUUAAAUCUACAAAACACAAAGUUAAGAUCACAUUGCUAGACAAGUAACCCCCAAACCCUGUAACGGUUUUGAUCAAAGUGACUACAUGUUUUAAGGCGUAUUCACAAACUACGGUGGCGAAGAUGUAGAUUUUAAACGGCAUAGUUUG